UCCGCUUUCGGCCGGCUUCCGCCAGCGACACCUCUCCCUUCGCGUAGGAAUUGUUCUGUCACGUCCAUCGUCUGUUCAUCCCCACCCUUAGACGCUUCCGACCCCCUUCUCUCCUCUCGAGUCGCGUCAGAAUUCUCUCCAGGCCAUCCUCAAAGAAGACAGCACCCCACCCCGCUCCCAACACUUCGAUCGAAACUGCGAGCGCGAAUGGCCGUUACCCGAUGACUUGACUACAUUCUGACCUGUCAUGCCAUGCGCCCCCCCACCCUGCCUUGAUCCGACACCUCCAAUGCCACAGCCUCCAUGAGCUGGAACCUCCUCGAGCGCUUCAUCGAGUCUGAGCACUUCAACAGGGACCCCUCUCUGACUGUUGCCUACUUGGCUCGCUAUGCCGAACAUGUCGGGAUUCACUACGUGCUCAGCUCCAAGCUGCGCCAGUUCAGCUAUGAAGAGAUUGAAUUUUUCCUGCCGCAGUUGUGCCACCUGCUCAUCUCCAUCGACAAUGAAUCCAUGGCUCUCGAGGAGUUCAUCGUGGACUUGUGUGAAGAGUCGGUGAAUGGUGCUUUGCUGACGUUCUGGCUGCUCCAAACCUACCUCCACGACCUCUCCGCCCAGCCGGCCUCGGACGCCUUUCGAACGUGCCGGCGACUCUACAACAAGGUGCAGCACAUAGUGUUUGGGGGGACCGAGUCGGUGAGAAGAGAGCGGAUACAGGACAAUACAUUGCCCGUCACCGUGCUUUCAAGCCUGGUGCUGGCCAGCGUGGGAGUGCCGCUCAUUGCCCAACAUGUCGCCCCUCUUGCCGUGGCACAGGCCCGAAAAGUGCGGCCCGUUGAGGAUGGGAUGGCGGACCUUCUUCCUCAAACUCCAACUCUAGCAAGGAGUAAUACUGUAGGCGCGCGGCCAAGCGCUCCCCGACCAAGGCGUCAGGUCGGUGCAGGCAGUUCCGGGGAUGGCGCGACGAGACGAAGUCGAAGACCUACGCCUAUCAACGUCAAUGGAACGGAUGGAAAUGGCAGUCAGCCGUCCACGCCCAAAGGUAACCCCAGGUCAGACGGAGCACAUCGGCCGGACCAUCGACGCUCGCUUGCUCUUGCCCAUAACAACAGCGGGACCAGCCUCACCAUAUGUCUACCCAGCCCCCGACUCUCUCGACUGUCCACUAGCACUCCCUCAUCUCCCGGUGUACCUAGACGGACGAGUGAAAUGUGGCAGCGGCAAGCGCAGGGCCCUCGCCAAGGGCCGGCUGCCAUGUCGACGGGACAAAAGACUCGCCUCCUGCGACAGAACUACUUCAGAAGUGAAAUGCAGUUCCUGACCGCACUGGAAGGCAUCUCUUCGCGUCUGGUGGUCGUACCCAAGCCGGCACGGUUGAGCGCCCUCCGCGCGGAACUGGCGCUCGUCUCCCAAGAUCUGCCCGCGGAGGUGGACAUUCCUGUCAUCUGUCCGCCGGACCUGUUAGACGGCUUCGCUAGUCGCAGCAGACACCACCGCAUCGUGCGAUUGAACCCAGCCGAAGCGACCAGCCUGAACAGUGCAGAGAAAGUACCGUACUUGCUGAUGCUGGAAGUGCUGAAGGAAGACUUCGACUUUGAUCCCGAAAGCGAGAGCAACAAUCAGCUUCUUGCAAAUCUGGUCUCGGAAACCAGCAGACAGAAACGAAGGCUUUUUGACACGUCCAAUGCGACGAGAGAGGCCAUCUUGCAGUCGCCAGAAGACGUGCAGGCAGGAGACAGUGUGUUCGAGCCAGCCAACGGCGAUCUGUCCAGCGCGGAUCUCCUGCAAACCCUGGAGGGCUAUAGCGGCGGCAGCACACCAGGCGACUCGGCCAUGCGGUCCCAUCUUUCCACGUGGAAAGAGAGUCCAAGAAUGAGCGCAAUGUCGUCAGCCUUUCUUGCCUUUCCUAACCAAAUCGACCCCAUCACCGGACGUUCCAGCAGCCCUGGCCCGCGUCCAUCGCCGCAAAAUCGCCCGCAGAACCUCAAUCAAGCAGAAGUGUCGGCCUUGGCAGAUCACAUGCGCACGGCCUCGCAGAUGCUGGCCCAGCUCGAGUUGAGUGCUGCGAAACGGCCCAAGACCGAGGUGGCAGCUAUCAAGGCGAAAAUCAUCGCCAGCAUGCAGUCACUAGAAGAGCAGAGCUUUCUUGUAGACGACACUGUGCAGUCCACCAACUUUGACGCAAUGGUGGCCAAGGCGAGUGAAGAAGCUGCUCACACCGAUCCCUCGCAAUUCCCUGACGAAGCACUGGGCCCGACCGCCGAUCCAAAACUCAACACGCGCCGCGGUGCAGAUCGGAUGGAGAACGACGCCAAGACCGGCGGCAUCCAACGCAAAGGCGAUCGCGACGACCCCUCCGCGGCCAUGUUCGGCGAAGCAUGGGAGGAUAAGAAGGAGCGCAUCCGACGAUCGUCCCCCUACGGCUGGGCCAAGAAUUGGGAUCUCGUGUCCGUGAUCGUCAAAACAGGCGCGGACCUGCGACAAGAAGCCUUCGCCUGCCAGCUGAUUGCCGUCUGCUCGAAGAUCUGGACGGAGCACAAAGUGCCAGUGUGGGUGAAGAACAUGCGCAUCCUCGUGACGGGCGAGUCAUCCGGGCUGAUCGAAACCAUCACCAACGCCGUCUCGCUGCACUCGAUCAAACGCUCUCUGACCAUCGCCUCCAUGACCACCAGCACCAACGCCAAAAAACGCUUCGCCACCCUCGCCGACCACUUCAGCAAAACCUUCGGCGCGCCCGACUCGCCCCCCCACCAGAAAGCAAUGGACUGCUUCGUGCGCAGCCUCGCGGCCUACAGCAUCGUCUCCUACGUCCUGCAGCUCAAGGACCGGCACAACGGCAACAUCCUCAUCGACUCCGACGGCCACAUGAUCCACAUCGACUUUGGGUUCAUGCUGUCCAACUCGCCCGGCAACAUGGGCUUCGAAGCGGCGCCUUUCAAGCUGACGUUCGAGUACAUCGAGCUGCUCGGCGGGCUGGAGAGCGAGGCGUUUGCGCAGUACAAGGAGCUGAUGAAGGAUGCGUUCCAGGCGCUGCGGCGCGAGGCGGAGCGCAUUGUGACGCUCGUGGAGCUUAUGGGCCGGGAGAGCAAGAUGGCGUGCUAUGGCGGCGGCUUGCCCAGCGUCGUGUCCGCGCUGCGCUCGCGCUUUGUGCUGGAGAAGAGUAAAGAAGAGGCGCGCGAGUGGGUGGAGGAUUUGGUGGCCAAGAGCGCGUACUCCUACUACACGCGCCUUUACGAUACGUUUCAAUAUCGCACGCAGGGGAUUUACUAAGGGGGAUUUUUUGCUAGAGCAUAUUGGAUUGGCGAUGAGCGUUGGAAUAGACUAGACUUGUUUGUGGAGGAUGUCAAUGCACCACGCUACGGGCG
Molecule: messenger RNA, 3362 nt
Organism: Neohortaea acidophila
Lineage: Eukaryota; Fungi; Ascomycota; Dothideomycetes; Mycosphaerellales; Teratosphaeriaceae
Product: kinase-like domain-containing protein
Exons: 3
Coding region: 304-3267 (987 amino acids)
Biological process (GO): phosphatidylinositol-mediated signaling; phosphatidylinositol phosphate biosynthetic process
Cellular component (GO): membrane; cytoplasm
Molecular function (GO): 1-phosphatidylinositol 4-kinase activity
Source: RefSeq, a predicted model, not a curated record